AUGGAUAUCCUCAAGGUCUUGUCGCUCGGCACGACCAAGAAAACCCACAGGCCUGAUGGUAGUGUCCCUGCAACCAGCGCCGCAAGACUCCCAUCCGCCGGCAGCAGACCUAAUGCGCAGUUCUUCCACGACGAGAUCGGACUGAAUCGAGGCACGAAACGGAAGAGGCCUGACGAGGUGGAAGAUGAGGCGAGCGACGAGAACCUCAGUGAUAUUGACUUCUUUGCGCCAAAGGACGAGGUCAAGGGCGUGAGCAGGAAGAAGGCCGACAAGCCCAAAGCCAAAGAUGACGACGAGAAACCCAAGCCCAAGGCCAGCAAGGCCCAGCUACUGGACGAAGACGAAUGCAAGCAGAUCCUGCGGUCGCACAGGCUGAAGUUCACCUUGUUAUCAAACGGGGCCGAGAAGAAGGCAAAGGUCAAGAAGAGCACGAAGAAGAAGAAGGCAAAGGCUGUUGAGGAGGUCAAACAAACCAAGAAGCAGCUGUUCCCGCAGCCUCUGCGAACUUUUGGCGAGCUGCGGUCUACAUACAGGAUCUCGGGCCGGCUGGCGGACAAUAUUGAGGCACAGGGGUACAAGGAGCCUACAGAGGUGCAGAUGAGCAGCCUGCCCCUGCUGCUAGAUCCCAAGACCGCCCUGGCAAAGAACACAGGAAGCGAUGUCUCUGCACAGCCCGUCGACUUCAUCGCGGUUGCGCCAACGGGAAGUGGCAAGACCAUCAGCUUCUUGAUCCCUGCCAUCAAUGGGAUCAUGAGAAGGCGAGGUGGCGGUGCCGAUGAUCGCAAGCAGCACGGGCUGGAAGUUAUCAUCCUUGCCCCGACCAGAGAGCUUGCCAACCAGAUCUUGAACGAAGGGCGAAAGCUGACUAUCGGAACUGGUCUUAAGGUUGUGGCUAUGAGGAAGGGCAUGCGAAUCGCCACAGGAGAGGGAGAACCAAGGGAGGAGGAGGGUAGUGAAGGCGAAUCCUCCAGCGGCACUGACGAUGAAGACUCGGGCCCCGAGAGCGAGGACGAGGACGAUGCCACAAAGCCAGUCACCAAGGCGGAUAUCCUGGUGACAACACCAAUGCUGCUGCUCAACUUGCUGAACAGAGGGAAACUGACGAGGACCCUGCCGUCUGUCAAAUCUCUCGUCCUGGACGAGGCGGAUGUGCUUUUGGACGAGCUAUUCCGUGACCAGACGACAGGCAUCUGGUCGGCCUGCACAAAUCCAGAUUUACAGCUCAACUUUUGGUCGGCGACUAUGGGGUCUAACAUUGAGACGAUUAUCACGGAUCGGCUCAAGUCACACGAAGAAACCCGCCACGUCCCCUCUAGGCCGCUCAUCCGCCUCGUCGUCGGCCUGAAAGACACAGCAGUCCCCAAUAUCACCCACAAACUCACCUACACGGCCACCGAGCCCGGCAAACUCCUCGCCCUCCGCCAACUUCUGCACCCGAGCUCGGGCACCGACGCAGGUCCUCCUCUCCGCCCACCAUUUCUCGUCUUCACGCAAACCAUCGACCGCGCUACGGCUCUGCACACGGAGCUGAAAUACGACAUCCCCCUCGAGGCUGGCGGCUCCUCCCGCAUCGCCGUUCUGCACUCCUCCCUGCCAGAGUCCGUCCGUGCCGACAUCAUGCGGCGCUUCCGCCUUGGCGAGAUCUGGGUUCUCAUUACAACCGAUGUCCUCGCGCGUGGUGUCGACUUCGCCGGCGUCAACGGCGUUGUCAACUAUGACGUCCCCUCGAGCGCGGCCGUAUACGUGCACCGCGCGGGACGUACCGGCCGUGCGGGUCGCGAGGGCGGUGUUGCCGUCACGUUCUACACCAAGGAGGACAUUCCCUUUGUCAAGAGCGUGGCGAACGUGAUUGCGAUGAGCGAAAAGCAGGCAGGGAAGACGGGCGAGACGGCAGAUGUGCAAAAGUGGCUGCUGGAUGCACUGCCGGAUGUGAAGAAGGAGGACAAGAAGAAGAUGAAAAAGCAGGGCGGGGUGGCGGCGCGCAAGACGGCAAGGAUCACGAGCAAGAGCGCCUGGGAGAGGAGGAAGGAGAGAAACAAGAGAGAUGCGAUCCAGGGAAGUAAGAAGAGGAAGGCGAGCGAGGCUGGUGAGAAGAAGAAGGAUGGCGAAGGCACUUCUGGUUGA
Messenger RNA from Cryphonectria parasitica EP155, 2124 nucleotides. Its product is annotated as P-loop containing nucleoside triphosphate hydrolase protein. Gene Ontology annotation, cellular component: 90S preribosome. Gene Ontology annotation, biological process: maturation of SSU-rRNA. The record is from RefSeq and is a predicted model, not a curated record. Gene Ontology annotation, molecular function: nucleic acid binding; ATP binding; RNA helicase activity. The transcript is spliced from 2 exons. Lineage: Eukaryota; Fungi; Ascomycota; Sordariomycetes; Diaporthales; Cryphonectriaceae. The coding region runs from base 1 to 2124 and encodes 707 amino acids.